AUGGAUCACUUAGGGGCGCACCACCUCCACCAGAGCCACACCGAGCCCAUUAGCUUUGGAAUCGACCAGAUCCUGAACAACCCGGACCAAGGCAGCUGCAUGAUCUCCAACGCGCGGCUGCAGGACGCGGCGGACUACGGCCUGGGAGGAUGCGUGGUGAGCAGUGCCUACAACCCACUCCCCACUGGCGUGCCCACCGUGAACAACCUGACGGGGCUGACCUUCCCCUGGAUGGAGAGCAACAGGCGCUACACCAAGGACCGCUUCACGGUGGCCCUCUCACCGUUCACUGUAACACGCCGUAUAGGUCACCCCUACCAGAACCGGACGCCCCCCAAGAAGAAGAAACCGCGCACUUCCUUCACCCGCCUGCAGAUCUGUGAGCUGGAAAAGCGCUUCCACCGACAGAAGUACCUGGCCUCAGCCGAGAGGGCAGCUUUAGCCAAGGCUCUGAAAAUGACCGAUGCCCAAGUCAAGACCUGGUUCCAGAACCGGAGGACAAAGUGGAGGCGGCAAACUGCAGAAGAACGGGAAGCAGAGCGGCAGCAAGCCAAUCGCAUCCUCAUGCAGCUCCAGCAAGAGGCCUUCCAGAAAACCAUCAAUCAGCCCAUCCAAGCAGACCCAAUCUGUGUUCACAAUUCCUCCCUCUUUGCCCUCCAGAACCUCCAGCCAUGGUCAGAUGACUCUUCCAAGAUCACCAGCGUUACUUCUGUGGCCUCUUCCUGUGAGUGA
Messenger RNA from Python bivittatus (Burmese python), 732 nucleotides. Lineage: Eukaryota; Metazoa; Chordata; Lepidosauria; Squamata; Pythonidae. The record is from RefSeq and is a predicted model, not a curated record.